UGGAGACAAUUUCAAAUUUUCAGAUGAAAGUUACUAACCGUAUUAAGAUAUUUCCGUAUUAUGUUUUUUUUUUUUACUAGUGACUGAGUAAUAUGCGCGCUUUCUCUCAGUGUGGUAACAUUGCAUUUCUUUCGUCUGUCUCACGCUGUGUGUACACACCACUGUCCAAAUAAAUAUCUUGAAAAUUGUCCAGAUAUUAGCUAGGAUUAUCACCACAUUGUUUGUCAAUUCCACGCGGGAAUGCUGAUCAAUAAAUAUAAACUUUAUAGGUUUAAUUAUCACACAUUCAUUCAAAGCUCGAAUGACCUAAACGUUGGCUUUCAUAUCAGAUCGACAAAAAAUGAAGGCGGAGGAUAAUCGCCUAAUUUAGACACCCCAUUUGACGUCGACAAGCAUAUUACAUGUGUCAAGUAUAUUACUUGCACAUUUCUAAAGUAAUCUAUUUCCGAAACAGAGAUGAAUUUGGCGGAAUUUUGGACGGGUGUUGUUAUGCUGGUUGCAGGUACCUCCACAUGCACUCUUGUGACAGAAUUUUCCUCCAAUAGAACUGUGUUAUUUGGAAAUGAUGCCACUCUUUUAUGUACUGUCAAGUAUCAAACAGAGGGGACUGUUGUACUAUGGAAAAAGAUUGACUCGGGGUCAAUCAUACUGACCCUAAACAACAAGACGACUUAUCGUGAUAAGUACAUAGUGGCAAAUCCAUACAACUUAAUCAUCAAAAGUGUGCAGUUUCAAGAUGAGGGUCUCUAUGAGUGUGAUACAGGAGAGCAACGCCUUACGGUGGCAUUACAGGUAGCAGUUCCAAUGUCCAACAUGUCAAUGUAUUGGAAUGUUCCCCAACCUUACCAACCGAACACUUUCGUAAAUCUGACAUGUGUGUCUAUAAAUAGCCGCCCGCCUGCGACUUUACGCUGGUUUCGUGGAGCCCAUGAGGUGACCCACGCCUCGGUCAAUAAUAAUCGAUGGACUCGGGAAAAUGGUUAUGGGGACUCUUCCAGCACACUAGUUGGUCAGGUUUCAUCGGAGGAUAUUCCCUAUGUUUGUAUUGCAGACUUACCAGAUAACCCGGGCGUUCGAACUGAAUUCUUGUUUCCGUCACUAAUUGGCGCAGUAAACCGUCCCAACAGCAGAUAUUUCACUCACGUAGCAAUACCGUUAUUUUUUUGGCUUUUAUCUUAUAUCCUGUGUUUGUAAUCUAUCCGAUUUGUGAUUUGUUUUUCAAAUUUUGUAAUAAGUUUGUAUUUUCACUAGCUCUUGAAAAGUCGAUUGCUACCCUACUUGAAAUCUUUUUAUAAUGACAUGGAGAAAAAGUACAUUUAAAACCAUAAAUUGCCAACAUUAAUUUUGUUGGGGAAAAUACAGAGAAGGGAUUACAAGGCCCAGUGGUCAAGUACCUGUGGGUGAGAGGCUCUUCGAUUUGUUUCAAUUGACAUCGCGUUGAUGGCUGCGUCACCUGGGGAUCAUUUUAAAACAUUGAAGAUGACACUUUCAUUCUAUUUACGGUGAUGGUGCUAAAACCUGUCAGGAAACUGAAGCAAUCAACAUAAACAGUUGUCUACAGUUGUGGUGGAAAACUCUGUGUAUAUUCCGACAAUGAAGUGUUUUUGCGAAUCUAAAUAAAAUCGUAAUUUUGA
Ostrea edulis (European flat oyster) is the source of this 1634-nucleotide messenger RNA. Its product is annotated as kin of IRRE-like protein 1. The record is from RefSeq and is a predicted model, not a curated record. The transcript has 6 exons. NCBI's taxonomy places the organism in Eukaryota, Metazoa, Mollusca, Bivalvia, Ostreida, Ostreidae. Bases 457 to 1194 code for a protein of 245 amino acids.